CCUUUGAGGAUGGGUUUGCCAAUGGUGAUGAGUUGACCCCAGCCGAGGAAGCUGCAGCAAAAGAAGCCUUGGACUCUAAAGGAGUUGUCAAAUUUGGAUGGAUUAAAGGAGUGCUGGUCCGCUGCAUGUUGAACAUAUGGGGUGUGAUGCUCUUUAUUCGAAUGUCCUGGAUUGUGGGUGAGGCUGGAAUUGCUUUGUCCUGCUUAAUUGUUGCCAUGGCUACUGUUGUUACAACGAUCACUGGUCUCUCCACUUCUGCCAUUGCAACCAACGGAUUUGUUCGAGGAGGCGGAGCAUACUACUUGAUCUCAAGAAGUUUGGGGCCAGAGUUUGGAGGCUCUAUUGGUCUAAUCUUUGCCUUCGCCAAUGCAGUGGCAGUGGCUAUGUAUGUGGUGGGCUUUGCCGAAACUGUCGUGGAACUUCUUGCUGGUGCCGAUGCCCUCAUGACAGAUGAACUCAAUGAUAUUCGAAUUAUUGGCACCAUCACAGUAAUCCUUCUCCUGGGCAUAUCUGUUGCAGGAAUGGAGUGGGAAGCAAAGGCACAGAUCUUCUUGCUCUUUGUACUCAUCACUGCAAUUAUCAACUACUUCAUUGGAACCUUCAUCCCUGUAAAGUCGAAGGAAUCUGUGGGCUUCUUUGGCUAUGAUGGUUCUAUCAUGUGGGAAAACAUGGGUCCUAACUUCAGGGGGGAGACAUUCUUUUCUGUCUUUGCAAUCUUCUUCCCUGCCGCUACUGGUAUUUUGGCUGGGGCCAACAUUUCUGGAGACCUUGCUGACCCACAGCUUGCCAUUCCCAAAGGAACACUCCUCGCCAUAUUGAUCACAGGGAUAGUUUAUCUGGGAGUUGCUGUCUCUACAGGUUCCUGUAUUGUGAGAGAUGCCAGUGGAAAUAUGAAUGACACCGUCAGUUCUCAGUUCAUGGCAAACUGCACUGAUGCGUCUUGCAAAUUUGGCUUUGACUUCUCUGCCUGUAAGAGUGACAAAGAUGGCUGUCGCUAUGGGCUCCAAAAUGAUUUCCAGGUUAUGAGCAUGGUUUCUGGAUUUGGGCCCAUCAUCACUGCUGGAAUUUUCUCUGCCACUCUUUCCUCGGCUUUGGCAUCUUUGGUCAGCGCACCUAAAGUGUUUCAGGCUUUAUGCAAAGACAACAUCUACCCCAGCCUGACCUUGUUUGCCAAAGGUUAUGGCAAGAACAAUGAGCCUUUAAGAGGCUACAUCCUGACCUUUGUGAUCGCUCUUGCCUUCAUCCUCAUUGCGGAACUAAACAUCAUCGCCCCCAUUAUCUCUAACUUUUUUUUGGCCUCCUAUGCCUUGAUCAACUUUUCCGUGUUCCAUGCUUCAUUGGCUAACUCACCAGGAUGGCGCCCCAGCUUCAAGUAUUACAACAUGUGGGUUUCUCUUGCUGGAGCUGUACUGUGCUGUGUGGUAAUGUUUGUCAUCAACUGGUGGGCUGCUCUUUUCACCAACGUCAUUGUCCUUGGUCUCUACAUUUACGUCAGCUAUAAAAAGCCAGAUGUGAACUGGGGCUCGUCCACCCAGGCUCUGACCUACCACCAAGCUCUGACCCACACUUUGCACCUCAGCGGAGUGGAAGACCACAUUAAGAAUUUCAGACCCCAGUGUCUGGUGAUGACCGGUUACCCCAACUCCCGUCCAGCUCUGCUGGACCUGGUUCACAGCUUUACGAAGAACGUGGGUCUGAUGAUCUGUGGUCAUGUUCGCACGGGUUACAGAAGGCCUAACUUCAAAGAUCUUGCAACAGAGCAAUCACGGUAUCAGCGGUGGCUGCUGAAGAAUGAAACAAAGGCUUUCUAUACACCAGUGUUUGCAGACGACAUGAGGCAGGGUAGCCAGUUCCUGCUUCAGGCUGCAGGUUUGGGUCGUCUCAGGCCUAAUACACUAGUGAUGGGCUUCAAGAAUGAUUGGAGAGAUGGUGACAUGAUGAAUGUGGAGAUGUACAUGAGCAUAAUCCAUGAUGCAUUUGACUUCCAGUAUGGCGCUGUUAUCCUCCGAUUGAAAGAGGGAUUGGAUGUUUCACAUAUACAUGGACAAGACGAUUUGCUGUCCUCCCAAGAAAAGUCAUCUGGAUUGAAAGAUGUGAUUGUCUCUAUUGACACGAGCAAGGACUCUGACGGAGAUUCAUCGAAGCCUUCCUCCAAAGCCACAAGCCUCCAGAACAGUCCGGCGACACAGAAAGAUAAGAAGAGCAUGACAGUACCGCUGAAUGUGUGCGACCAGAGACUGCUGGAGGCCAGCCAGCAGUUCCAGAAGAAGCAAGGGAAGGGCACUGUUGAUGUAUGGUGGCUGUUUGAUGAUGGAGGUUUGACUCUGCUCAUCCCCUAUCUGUUAACCAACAAAAAGCGAUGGAAGGAUUGCAAGAUUCGUGUUUUCAUUGGAGGCAAGAUCAACAGAAUAGACCAUGACCGCAGAGCGUAAGUACUCAAAGGUUUUUUCAUCAUGUUAAAGGGACCUGCACUUUUUUGGGGAAUUUUGCUUAUUUUUCCACAGUCAUUAUGGGAGACAAAAAGACAAAAGUUUUUUGUUUUCUUUUGCAUUCUAACAUAUGAAAAUCGGCUCGUUCUAGGUGUCUAGCAAUACAGCUAAUGGUGGCAAUCAUUUCUACCUCAAAAUCACUUUAAAAAUGCAUUCAAAAACCGUCAACGAUACUUCAUUUACGUUAUUGUAAGAGCGAACACUGAGAAACUCUUUUUCUGUCAUAGUAACACAUCGGCGCUGUUCAGUAUUUGCGGUAAAAGCUAACUACGACAAGAGAUAAGCUAGCUUCUAUGUCAUUACGAAACACGUUUGAGUUUAUACUGCACAACACAGUGCGAUAAGACACCAAUCUGUACUGACUGAAAAACAUGAGCAAUCAUAUUGCAG
Messenger RNA from Nerophis lumbriciformis (worm pipefish), 2879 nucleotides. The record is from RefSeq and is a predicted model, not a curated record. NCBI's taxonomy places the organism in Eukaryota, Metazoa, Chordata, Actinopteri, Syngnathiformes, Syngnathidae.